CGUACGCCAAAAUUAAAAUUGAAGAAGGCCUCUCGGAUGCCGUUGUUUGUUCUCACGAUUCGCGCAAUUUUUCUUUAAGUUUUAAUUCGUCUGUUGUUAUAUUAUCAUAAUAUUACAUUACAAUAACCAAAUUUUAGAUAAGUUACGCAAUAUUUCUCAAUAAACCCAAGCAAACUUUGAUAUCUGUAUAUUGGUAGGCUAUGCAUGUCAAACGCACCAACGCGCGCGCGCGUUAUUUGCAACCAAAUAUGCAGUGAGAUUGGUGGAAUUACCAUAUUUCUUUGUUUUGUAUUAAGAAUUAUUAACUGUUCUCUUUGCGGAGAUAGUAGUAUAAGUUAUUUGUGAUAAGUGAGUACCUUUUACGUUAAAAAUGGAUGUAGCCGACACCUACGCCACACAAAGCCAAGUCAAAGACGAGGUCGGAGUUCGUUGCCAAAAGCUUUUUCAGGAUUUCUUAGAAGAGUUCAAAGAAGACAAUGAACUGAAAUACGAGAAAAACGCAAAAGAACUCUUAAAACCUGAACUGAGUACAUUAGAAGUCAGUUUUGAUGAUGUUGAGAAGUACAAUCAGAACUUAGCAACUACUAUAAUUGAGGAAUAUUACCGAAUAUACCCAUUUUUGAAUCAAGCUAUAUUGAAUUAUGUGUUGAGUCUUGCUGAUAGCAGUGAGAAGAAGGAUCUGCAGGAUAAGGAGUGCUAUGUUUCGUUUGUUGAUGUUCCUACAAGGCAUAAAGUGAGGGAGUUGACUACGGCUAAGAUUGGCACGUUGAUAAGAAUCUCAGGACAGAUUGUAAGAACCCACCCUGUGCAUCCCGAGCUGGUCUUGGGCACAUUUGUAUGUUUGGAUUGUCAGACGGUCAUUAAAAAUGUUGAACAGCAGUUUAAGUACACAAUCCCAGCGAUCUGUCGAAACCCAGUAUGUGCUAACAGGCGACGUUUUAUGUUGGACGCAGAUAAGUCUGUGUUUGUGGACUUCCAAAAAGUCCGCAUUCAAGAGACACAAGCUGAGUUACCAAGAGGUUGCAUACCUCGCUCUUUGGAAGUUAUAUUGAGAGCUGAAGCUGUAGAAUCUGUGCAGGCUGGUGACCGAUAUGACUUCACUGGUACUCUCAUAGUAGUCCCUGAUGUGGGCUCUCUAUCAUUACCGGGAGCUAAAGCUGAACUAACCACCAGGACGAGACAGGGAAAUGAGGGUCAAAUGGAGGGCAUCAAGGGUCUUAAAGCUUUGGGAGUCAGGGAACUGCAUUACAAAACCGCUUUCCUAGCAUGCAGUGUGCAGGCAAUAUCUCGAAGGUUUGGUACUGCUGAGAUGGCCACCGAUGACCUGACAACUGAGGAUAUGAGGAAGCAGAUGACUGACAAGGAAUGGGAUAAGGUAUAUGAGAUGUCCCGUGACCGCAAUCUGUACAACAAUCUGAUUACCAGCCUGUUUCCCAGUAUCCAUGGCAACAAUGAAGUGAAGAGAGGAAUAUUACUCAUGUUGUUUGGUGGAGUCGCUAAAACUACCAUUGAAGGUACAACGCUUCGAGGCGACAUAAACGUUUGCAUAGUAGGCGACCCGAGCACUGCCAAGUCGCAGCUGCUGAAGCAAGUGAGCGAGAUCACCCCGCGCGCGGUGUACACCAGCGGCAAGGCCUCGUCUGCCGCCGGCCUCACUGCUGCCGUCGUUAAGGACGAAGAAUCUUUCGACUUCGUGAUCGAGGCGGGCGCGUUGAUGUUGGCCGACAACGGCGUCUGCUGCAUCGACGAGUUCGACAAGAUGGAUCUCGUCGACCAGGUGGCCAUCCACGAGGCCAUGGAACAGCAGACCAUAUCUAUCGCUAAGGCCGGAGUGAGGGCAACAUUAAACGCACGUACAUCGAUCCUUGCAGCCGCAAACCCAAUAGGAGGUCGAUACGAACGAGCAAAAUCCCUUCAGCAAAACGUAGCCCUAAGUGCUCCUAUCAUGUCUCGUUUCGAUCUAUUCUUCAUAUUAAUAGACGAAAGCAGUGAAAUGGUGGACUAUGCUAUAGCCAGGAAGAUUGUAGAUCUGCAUUGUAAUAAGGAGGAAACUUAUGAUUGUGUUUAUACGAGGGAGGAUUUGUUGCGGUACAUCGCCUUUGCAAGGUCUUUCAAGCCUAUUAUCACUGAGGAGGCCGGCAAACUCCUAGUGGAGUACUACACAGUGCUGCGUCAGCGUGACGGCGGCGGCGCGGGCGGCGGCGGCGCGUGGCGCAUCACGGUGCGGCAGCUCGAGUCCAUGGUGCGGCUGGCCGAGGCCAUGGCCAAGAUGCACUGCAGCGGACACGUCACGCCGCAGCACGUGCAUGAGGCAUACAGAUUACUGAACAAGUCUAUCAUCCGGGUUGAGCAGCCAGACAUCCAUUUGGAUGAAGAUGACCCACAGUACGAGCCGAGCAUGGAUGUUGAUCAAGAAAUACCUAAUGGUGGCACUGAAUCUGCAGUGAACGGCGACUCAGCUCCUAAGAAGAAACUCACGCUGUCGUUUGAAGAAUACAAAUCACUCAGUGACAUGCUUGUCGUGUUUAUGAGGAAGGAAGAAAUUGAAGCAGAAACUAGAGGUGAAGAAAGUGCGGGUAUGCGCAAGAGUGCGGUGGUGAGCUGGUACUUGGAACAGCUGGUCGGCCAAGGUCAGAUCGAGAAUGAAGACGAAUUGCUGGAGAGGAAAACCUUGGUCGAGAAGGUCAUUGACAGGCUCAUGUAUCAUGACCAAGUCAUAAUCCCACUGUCAACCACUGGUCUCAAGGCAUCACAGAAAUCAUCAGAUCAAGAAGUUGAAGACGACCCAUUGCUAGUAGUGCAUCCAAACUAUGUUGUUGAUACGUAGACAUUCCCUCAUUUAAGUCCAUCUUUUUUAUAUUAAAGUUUUUCAAUCAA
Molecule: messenger RNA, 2877 nt
Organism: Helicoverpa zea (corn earworm)
Lineage: Eukaryota; Metazoa; Arthropoda; Insecta; Lepidoptera; Noctuidae
Gene: Mcm6
Product: DNA replication licensing factor Mcm6
Exons: 14
Coding region: 371-2827 (818 amino acids)
Biological process (GO): double-strand break repair via break-induced replication; mitotic DNA replication; DNA replication initiation
Cellular component (GO): MCM complex; nucleus
Molecular function (GO): single-stranded DNA binding; ATP binding; single-stranded 3'-5' DNA helicase activity
Source: RefSeq, a predicted model, not a curated record